AACUCUGAUCAAAAGACUCCAACUUUUCUCGUGUUGAGAGAAUAGAGGAUCAGAGCGCUUAAAGGGGCUUACGGGUACGAUUCGUAGUAGUAAUCGCUUUGUGGUUUGAAAGAUCCAUUGAAAAUUUGUUACGCUUGGGGUUAGAUUUAGGGUUUUCAUCUAGAUUCGUCACUCACUGGAGCUUUGUGAAGCUAUGGAGGAUGCGAUGGUGAUCAAGGUGAAAUAUGGAGAUACAUUGAGGCGUUUCAGUGUUCCUGUUAAUGAGAAGAAACAGCUUGAUCUUGAUAUGGAUGGAUUGAAGUGGAAAAUCCUAAGUCUCUUUAAUUUUCCCCCCAAUGCUGAUCUGAUUCUUACUUACGUAGAUGAAGAUGGUGAUGUGGUAACACUUGCUGAUGACAAUGAUUUGUGUGAUGUGAUGAGCCAGAGAUUGAAGUUCUUGAGGAUUGAUGUGCAGCUGAACGAUGAACAAUCUGGUAAUUCGAGUGAAUCUGGUGGUUGUGCAACCCCCACGAGCUCUCCACACAUCCAGAAGCCAUUGCCAAACAUUAGUGUUGAUGUUAAUGAGGUCUUGAAAUUGAUCCCAGACCCAUUAUAUGAGACACUUUCAAAGCUCUCUCUUGACUUGGCUUCGAAAGCUACAUCUUCUAGCCCAGUUCUUGCUGAGCUUCUUGAGUGCUUUUCAAAGAUGAGUCAUAGUUACCUCAAUCCAGUUUCUCAAUCAGGUCCAGCUUCAAGCACACUGAGAGGUGGUUCUACUGGUUUAAAGGCACCAUUGGUGUCUAACGAUGCAAAUGACUCUUAUUAUUAUGGUUCACAAGAGGUGUUGAGAAAGUCUAACUUGGCGAAUGAACAAAGCAAGAAGGUGGAGAUUGAAAAUGUGGCUCGAGGUGUGGAUGCACCAAAUUUGUCUAAAGCUACGCCUGUUGAUUUGAAUGUCAAGCCUCCCAUUAAUGGCCCUGCUAGCGAUGAUGCUAGGAUCCGUAAGGAGAUCGACGGUUAUCUCAAUGGAAAAUCUGUUGGUUUUGGUGUGUCAGAUAUGGCAGGAUCUAUGAGGCCCCCUAAUGCGGUUAGGGGUCAAAACACUGAAUUGAUUGGUAAUCUCUCCAAUGAAUGUCCAUUUAGUGGAUUGACCAUAAAUAAUCAAGCGGCCAUUCCUCUUCGUGUGAAUCCUCGGGUUUCUCCUUUUAAGAGAAGCAAUAAUCGUUAUGAUGCUGCUGUUGGUAUGUUUCAUAAGGGUGUCCGUUGUGAUGGAUGUGGGGUUCAUCCAAUUACCGGGCCUCGAUUUAAAUCUAAAGUAAAAGAAGAUUAUGACCUCUGCAGCAUCUGUUUCUCAGAGAUGGGGAAUGAGGCUGAUUACAUCAGGAUGGACCGGCCUCAGUCUUAUCGGCAUUCUCAGUCUGUCCAUGGUUUACGUGAUUAUACGCAGCAUCCUAGGGUAAUACGGCAGUUCUUAAAAGGUGAUUCGGCAAAGCCGGCUCGGCCUAAGCUAGAUAGCCGUUUCGUUUUGGACGUGAAUGUGUUGGAUGGGACUGUGAUGGCCCCUUCUACCUCAUUCUCAAAGAUUUGGAGGAUGCGCAACUGUGGCGACUCAGUGUGGCCCCAGGGAUCACAGCUCGUGUGGAUUGGAGGAGACAGAUUCAGUAGCACUAUUUCUGUCAAUGUAGAGAUUCCUGCCGACGGUGUGCCUAUAGAUGGGGAACUUGACGUGGCAGUUGACUUUAUUGCACCUCAAUUACCUGGUCGAUACAUCUCAUACUGGAGAAUGUCAACCCCAUCUGGUGUAAAAUUUGGGCAACGUGUUUGGGUUCUCAUACAGGUUGAUGGGGCCCUGAAGGAUGCAUUUUGCCAAAACUUUGAAGACAUAAACUUGAAUGUUACCCUGCAGGAUGCAAUUGAUGGAUAUCAAGGCCUAAACUUGAAUUAUCCUCCGGUUAGCAGUUGUUCAAAAUCCCCUCAAGUGUUAGAUAUGAAUGUUCGGCCUGUUGGGGAUGUUGUCUCAUCUCUUCCUAGUGAUAAUGUUGUCACAGAACCUGCUAAGCCAGUGGGCGUUGAACAACCUAAAGAGGUAAAUGCAGAGUCCAAUUUCCCUAUAAAUGAUGUCUUGCUAGUAGGAAGUGGUGCGUCUGCCCCUCCUGCUCCUCUACAGGGCCCUUCCGAAGUCAACGCUCCUGUGUCAUGCCCAAUUAUUGAUCUUCCUGAAGCCACUGCAGCUGGGACAUCCCAUGCAACUUCCCCUGUCACGGAGGUGCCAAUUUCAUCUGUAGGGGUCAAAAUAAUUGAUGAGGUUGAGAAGUCCCUCCUUGAGGAGCUUGAGAUGAUGGGUUUCAAGCAGGUUGACUUGAACAAGAAGAUCUUGAGGAGGAAUGGAUACAAUCUGGAGCAGUCAGUAGAUGAUCUCUGCGGUGAUGCUGAAUGGGAUACAAUCCUUGACGAGUUGCAGGAGAUGGGAUUCUGCAAUCAAGAAGCUAACAAGAGACUGCUGAAGAAGAACAAUGGGAGUAUUAAGCGUGUGGUCAUGGAACUCCUCUCUGGAGACGAGGAGGUUUAGCUGAAAGAACCCUCUAAACAGUUCAGUGGACAUAGAUGUUAUCAUAAAUAAAUGUACUCCUUUGAGCCGAUUGCUGUAAGACUUGUUUAAGUUUGUGGACGAACAUAUUUAUGAUUGUCUGAGAACUUUCUCAGGGAGAUGGGAAUGAUUUGUUUUAUAAGCAUUAGUGCAAGAAAACUGUUGGUGUUCA
Messenger RNA from Tripterygium wilfordii, 2738 nucleotides. RefSeq names its product protein JOKA2-like. Gene Ontology annotation, molecular function: protein binding; zinc ion binding. Lineage: Eukaryota; Viridiplantae; Streptophyta; Magnoliopsida; Celastrales; Celastraceae. The record is from RefSeq and is a predicted model, not a curated record. The transcript is spliced from 7 exons. Bases 194 to 2548 code for a protein of 784 amino acids.